AUGGAGUCCUUUCUACAGAUCGCCCCACACUCCCUGGCCAUAGUACUGAGCAGAAAGGGCUGUGAAGGGGGUGUGGGCACGGGCACCAGCCGUGUGUCUGAGAGCGAGGAGCUGCCCAGACAUCACACUGGGUACGAGAUCUUCGCCGACUUCAAGGCGGAGAACGCACAGCAGCGCGUAUGGAACCAGCGCAUCACCGAGGCCGUGUCCGAGACUUUCUUCCUGGGAUGGAUAGACGAGCAUGUGCUGCUCAUCCAGGGCAAGGAGGACCACCUGGAGGUGCUGCGGGAGGGCUGGAUGCGGAGGUCCCUCAACCCCCCACGGGGUUUCACCAUCAAAUACCUAGGUGAUGUGUCGCCCAUUAGUAUGUCCCCCAUCAGCCAAUCACAGUUCAUCCCUUUGGGAGAAGUACUGCUAUUGGCCAUCUCGGCUAUGAACACCGCCCACAAGCCUGUCACUCAGGAGGCUCUGACAGAACACCUUCAGACAUGCUUCCCAGGCGUCCCCACUCCCACGGAGGAGGUGCUGCACCACACACUGAGCAUGCUCGUCCGUGACCGCAAGAUCUACCCCACAGCAGACGGCUAUUUCAUUGUGACGCCGCAGACCUACUUCAUCACCCCCAGUCUGAUCCGGACCAGCUCCAAGUGGUAUCACCUGGAUGAGCGCUCGGACCGGCACCAGUCCCAGCACCAGUCCCAGCACCAGUCCCAGCACCAGUCCCAGCACCAGUCCCAGCACCAGUCCCAGCACCAGACCCAGCACCAGGCCCAGCACCAGACCCAGCACCAGGCCCAGCACCAGACCCAGCACCAGGCUCAGCAUCAGGCCCAGCAGCUGCAGAGUCACCAGCAGACCCAGUGCACCUCUCCACUUUCCGGGACCAUCACCCCGUCCACAGGGGGGGUCCGAGAACGCACUCACAAGUCUGCUCAGAACCACAGCGAUCCCUUUUACAGCUACAGGGACGACCCUCCCAGUCACCACACCACCCUCCAGAGGCGCUCGCCCAAAGAACACCGCGACUACCCCUCCCCACACUCCCCCCACUCCCCACAGACCCCCCCACAGCCGGCGGGGACCCUUGACAAGAGCAGGACCACCCUCAGCUUCCCCUUCAAGACGGACACGCUGACCAAACACCGGUCUGCGAGCGGAGGGGGGACGGGGAGCUCCACGCAGGGGGACUCUGAGAAGUCAGGCACAGGGGGAAACAUGGGGAGUCGUAAGUUUGGCCUGAAGUUAUUCCGUUUGAGCUUUAAGAAGGACAAAACAAAGCAGCUAGCUACGUUCUCAGCACAGUUUCCACCUGAAGAGUGGCCCCUGAGGGAUGAGGAGGUGCCCAGCCAGCUGCCCCGCCAGGUGGAGAUGGAGAUCAUUAGGAGAAUCAACCCUGACCUCACUGUAGAGAAUCUAGCCCGGCACACGGCCGUCAUGAAGCGACUGGAGGAGGAGCGCGUUCAGAGGAGUAAAGUGUCUUCAGCCAAUCACAGCUCCCGAAGCCGUCGCAGUGGAGGCCGGCAUCGUAAACAAACACAGAGCAAAGCCAGUCGCUCCCACAGUAAGACCAGGGGCUCUCGAGGGGAGCCCAGUGACGGCUCUCACCUGGGGGUGGCUGACAGGGACUACCGCGCCUUCUCCUCCUCGCUCGCCCGAUCGCCGCGAGAGCACGCCCUGGCGAUGGAACGUCAGCGCGCUCGCCUUCACCUCGCCCACAGUAAUCCCAACAUCCUGGAGGCCUCUCACAUGCCAGUCACACCGGAGUGGGACGUGUCUGGAGAGCUGGCCAAAAGAAGAACAGAGAUGCCUUUUCCUGAGCCGAGCCACGGGCCGUCUGCACAACCUUCCAAAGUGCACCGCUCUCACUCCCACACACAGGAGAGGAAGUCCAGGCACGAGCGCAGCGACAAGGCCAAGGAGCGCUCACGUUCCAUGGAUAACUCCAAAGGACCCCUGGGAGCGGGGCUGAUAGGACCUCCAAACUACUUUGACGACCGGAGUCGUUACUACACUGAUGAUGGCACGCUUCGAGUCAAUCAGAGCACUUCACACUACUCUAGGACCACUCCUCCUUCAGCGAAACCUUCUGCUGAUGCUCUAGGGAUGGAUAUAGCCCGAAGCCUAGAGAAGAGUAAGAGCAGAGACAGUCUGCCAGCUUACUCACCCAAAACUUUGGCUACCUCAGUGGCCCCUGAUGACUACUUUCAGUGUUCAGGCUCCUCUGACGCUGUCACAUCACUCAACCCUCUGGGAACUCUAGGUAAAAGUAGCCAUGAAGGCUUAAAACUGGGCAGUACAGACAGACAGGUGGAUAGACAGACACCACACCCAUCAGAACUGAAAGAGGACUUGACAAAGGUUGGACCUAAAGGUGGCAGCUUGCCCCCAAUCCCUCUGUCAGUUCCUGAGUCUCCUCUGACAAAUGGCAGACUCUCUCACAGUGCCUCUUCUGGUCCAGAUAAAAGGAAAGAUAUCUUUAGUAAAGACACUCUUUUUAAGCCCCCUCCCAGUCUGCCCCUACCUGGCUAUAGUUCUUUGAGGAAGCCUGCAGCCCUGGCCUCUACAACUCUGUCGUCAUCAUGUGAUGCUUUAGACUCUCAGGAGGUAUAUGAUGCCCCCAAACCCCUGGUAGCUACCACCUCGGCCCCCCCACAAGGACCCGACUCCACCCCUAGUGCAGCAGAGGCUUCUUUUGACUACUAUAAUGUGUCGGAUGAUGACGAGCUUGACGAGAGCGGAGCAAAAAACCGUGGAGCCACAGAGAAGCCUGGGGAGGGAGGAGUGAGUAAAGGGGGAGGCGCAGGGACCAUGCAGUGGCUCUUGGACCGAGAGAAGGAGCAGGACCUUCAGAGGAGAUUUGAACGAACUCUCACCUUCCCUGGUGCUAAAGACAACCUCCAAGAACCCGGUCCCAACCAGCAGUCCGCACACUCUGCCAGGCUGGACAGCAUGGACUCCAGCUCCGUGACUGUGGACAGCGGCUUCAACUCCCCGCGAACCCGAGAGAGCUUGGCGUCCAACACUUCUUCCAUCGUAGAGAGUAAUCGCAGACACAACCUGGCCCUGAGUCCAGGACAUCUGGGUCUGACUGCAGCCGGUCCUCCUUUCUCCUUCCGCACCAUCUCGGAGUCCACAGGGCCCCAGGCCGACAAGCUCCAGAAGCCCAGUGCCUGCCUGGCCUCCAUCACCAGCGUCUGA
Messenger RNA from Knipowitschia caucasica, 3198 nucleotides. The record is from the annotation of a GenBank genome assembly. NCBI's taxonomy places the organism in Eukaryota, Metazoa, Chordata, Actinopteri, Gobiiformes, Gobiidae.